CCUUUGAACUCUUCGCGUCUCGCUUCUAUUCCGAUCCUUCCAUCUAUCCUGCUUGUCAGUCACUUUCCCAGCAUCACAUUGGGAUAGUCCUCACACGGCGAAACACCUUUAACGGGAAAUUAUACAAGGAAGAUCCUGUAAUAUUCGUAUGGGAGUUGGCAAACGAACCACAAAUAGUUUUGGGAGAUAAUGGGAGAAAGAUCGUCAGGACAUGGAUCGAAGAAAGUGCAAGAAUCUGGAUGCAAAUCACUUGGUGGCGACAGGAGCCGAAGGGAAAAUGGGAAGGAUUGGAAAUGCACAAGUGCAGCGAUAUUGGUACGAAAUAA
Messenger RNA from Paraglomus brasilianum, 326 nucleotides. Lineage: Eukaryota; Fungi; Glomeromycota; Glomeromycetes; Paraglomerales; Paraglomeraceae. The record is from the annotation of a GenBank genome assembly.